UGUGGCUGGUUCCGCAUUUAUGCAUUUAUACCAGUAUUUUUUAUUAAAUAAGGAUGUAUAGAGUUAAAUAAUAAUUAUUAAAUACUAACAAAAAUAUUUUCAAUUAACAGGAGCAACCAAUAAUGAUUAAGAUCCAAUAUUCCAUCGUUGUAUUGAGCGCCAGUGUGGAACUUUUUAUGUGUGCUUUGCCAGCUGAUAAUUUAAUGCAUAUGAGUAACAAAAUUUGUCUGGGGGCUUACGAGUCGCAGUGGUUUCAAGGAAGCGUGAACAUGCAGAAAAAAAUCAUUCAAAUUAUAUUCAGAUCGCAGAAAUCUGAAGUUAUUCGCAUUAAUGGUAUUCUUCCAGCCUUGUCGUUACGUUACUACGCAGGGGUAAGGAUAAUGCCUUAGAUACUUUUAUAGACUACAUUUAUAUGUCGUCUUUAAUCAAGUUUAAUAACAUCUGUAGUUAUAAAACUGGCCAAUCACAACUUUUCCUCAGAAAGAAGGAAUGACUGUGAUUGGUCAGCUCCUUAACUACGGAUGUUAUUAAACCCGAUUAAGGAUUCCGUGUAACAGCACUCGUAGAUACUAUAGUCAUAUUCAAUUGUAACUAUAGCAGAAAGAAACCUGAGAGCGGUUACGCCGUAGGCUUUACUUGGGACCGAUUUUGAUGCUGGCAGUGCCACCAAAAGUGGAGUGGUGUAAGAACUACGGAGUCACAUCCACUUAUCGACGCAGUGGAUAAAUAUCACUUUUUGGUGCGUGUCCGUGCUACAUCCACUUUUCGAUAUUGUUUUAACAUCUAUAAAUUGUGGAUAUAGCACAGACAUACGCCAAAAAAUGAUUUAUUGGCAGUGUUGAAAUGUGGAUGUAGCACGGACAUGCACCAAAAAGUAAUUUAUUGACAAUGUCGAAAAGUGGAUGUAGCAGAGACACGCACCAAACAAGUGAUAUUUAUCGACUGUGUCGAGAAGUGAAUGUGUCUCUGUAGUUCUCACAUCCACUGCAGCCAACUCUGUCACACGAUUACUAAAUUUACUAGAAUGUCGAUGUGCUAUAUAUGUGUUACUCACACAUAGUAAAAAAUGACAAGGACGACAAGACAAGAAAUUGCCCGUCCUCGUCUAAUAAUUUGCAGUGCCAUCUACCGCAAUAUCCGUUAACUAAAUUAGCCAUGUUUUCACUCUAUUUCACUGAAAUCCGAGGAACAUACGGAUCAUAAGUUUUAGUCUGGCCAAAUUUUUUAUUGGUAUUAUGAAAUUAAAAGAGCUUAAUACAGGUUAAAGUACACAUUCAUAGGUAGGAGGGGUUGAGAAAUUUUGUCCACCAAAGUUGCGAAACAGUUAUACGAAGCAAUUCUAACCGCUACAUUGAUUUGGUUCUCUAGGUAAAUAAAUAUAAUUUAUUCCCACAUAGCACUGACGUAACAAGGAUAUCCUUAUGAAGUUACAGAUAUCUCAGAGAUAUCUGAGAGAUAUCUUUAUACAAAUGUCUCAGAGAUAUCGUAGCAAAUAUCUCAAAGAUAUUUGAGAGACAUCUUUAUGUAAUAUCAUACACAGAUCUCUCAAAGAUAUCUGAGAGACAUCUAUAUGUAAUAUCAUAUAUAGAUGUCUCUCGGACAUUUAUCCUGAACAUGUAUUUUCAGAAUAGUAUAGUACAGUACUAGUACCACUCACUGCCGCGACGUGGCGACAGCGCGUUAGCCUUUCUCGUAAGGAAAGAUCAUCCCGUAUUAGUAUAAGAGGCGAGCCGAUAUGACUCGAGAGCAGGUUGUCUCUAUCAUGGAUAAAACUUCAAUGACCUAAAUAUACUUUUGAUGAUUUAAUAAUUUAACACAAUUUAAAAAUUAGUUUUAAAAAAUUAAGAUUUUUUAAUAGGUAACCUGCUGAUAUUUUACUACCCCGCUAUUACCCAAAUAGCACAAGUCCGUCCUGGACGUCCUUGUGCUACUCGUAUUUGGGAUAUCUUUUUAGAAUAAAACGAUAUCGCAAGGACGUCUCUGUUACGUCCCAUUGCAUGUUACGUCACAUUAACAUUAUUUUGGGACAUCACAAAGAUGUCUCUUAGAUAUUAACUUGAGAUGUGAUAAAAGGCGGACAUUUGGAUAUUCCCGUGAUAUCACACUGAUGUAAUUUGGAUUUUUAAAAAAAGGUAAAAAAAGCACCAAGUCUAAGCUCCAA
Vollenhovia emeryi is the source of this 2161-nucleotide messenger RNA. RefSeq lists its product as uncharacterized. Lineage: Eukaryota; Metazoa; Arthropoda; Insecta; Hymenoptera; Formicidae. Gene Ontology annotation, biological process: sensory perception of smell. The record is from RefSeq and is a predicted model, not a curated record. The transcript has 2 exons. Gene Ontology annotation, cellular component: membrane. The coding region runs from base 123 to 389 and encodes 88 amino acids. Gene Ontology annotation, molecular function: odorant binding; olfactory receptor activity.